This is a messenger RNA of Brugia malayi, 537 nucleotides long. RefSeq names its product ETC complex I subunit conserved region family protein (gene Bma-lpd-5). Lineage: Eukaryota; Metazoa; Nematoda; Chromadorea; Rhabditida; Onchocercidae. The transcript has 3 exons. Bases 1 to 537 code for a protein of 178 amino acids. The record is from RefSeq and is a predicted model, not a curated record. Gene Ontology annotation, biological process: electron transport chain.
AUGCUAUUCACAUGCACUGUUCACCAUUUGCGUUCACUUGGAAUUCGCUGCCUUGCAAAUAGUGCCGGUGAUUCACACACUCACUAUCCGAUUUCAACAGUAACCCGAAAAUCGAUUGAUGAGGUAUUGGAACCAUCACAGGCACCAACAAAGAUUAAAGUUUCAGAUGAAGUGCAAAAGCAAACAGUAGAUCUUUCUGGUGUACCUGUGGAUUUUUUACGCACUCGUCGAGUACGUAUAUAUCGACCAGCGCGUGAAGCAACUCAGUCAGGUUGGGCGAGAACCAGAACGUGGAAAAUUGAACUGGAUAAUCUGGAAAGAUGGGAGAAUUCACUGAUUGGUUGGUCUAGCACGGGUGACCCUUUAAGUAAUAUCUCAAUGGCUAUGGAUUUUGCAUCAAAGGAAGAUGCUGUUCGGUACUGUGAAACAAACAAUUUAAAUUAUGAAGUGAUCGAACCAAAUGAGCGAGUAAUUAAGCCAAAAAGUUAUGCAGAGAAUUUUUCAUGGAAUAAACGAACAAGAAUUACUAAUAAGUAA